Molecule: messenger RNA, 942 nt
Organism: Entamoeba invadens IP1
Lineage: Eukaryota; Evosea; Mastigamoebida; Endamoebidae
Product: restnol dehydrogenase, putative
Exons: 1
Coding region: 1-942 (313 amino acids)
Source: RefSeq, a predicted model, not a curated record
AUGGACAUCAUUUCCAUUCUUUGCAUCAUCAUUUUAAUAUGCAUUUUACUUGUUUUUGUCAGGCUCUUCGCUGCUGGCGGUGUUAACCAUUCACAUCGUGACUUAACACACAAAGUGAUAGUAGUUACUGGAGGUACACAUGGAAUGGGUAGAGUCUUAGUUGAAGAGUUGUCCUCCAGUGGUGCACAGAUAAUCUCUAUGUCUCGCAACGACUCUUUAUCUAAUGCUGUCCUACAAGAGAUAAAAUCAAUUCACAAAGAUGCAAAUCUGUCGCACAUCCAUCUUGACUUAAACGACUUGGCGUCAGUCAAAAGUGCUGCCAUUGAACUUUCAAAUAAAGUGGACCACAUCGACUUUUUGGUGAAUAAUGCAGGUAUCAUGUAUGCGCCAUUUGGGAAGACUAAACAAGGCUAUGAGACACAAAUGGGUGUAAAUUAUUUGGGGCACUUUUUGUUGACAAAUUUGGUUCUUCCAAUGAUCGAAAAGUGCAACGGCCGCGUCAUUAAUUAUUCUUCGAUAAUGUCACUGUUUUACAAACAGACGGACUUUCCAUUUACAAUUGAUGAAAAGGAAUUUUCUUCAAUGAAGUGCUACUGUGAGUCAAAGCUUGCUAUGGCUAUGUUCGCAAAACAACUUUCAAUUAAAAAUAAUAAAAUCACAACCGCUUCGUUACACCCAGGAGGAGUCAAUACUUCUUUGUUCCAGUUCUACCCAAAAAUAUUGGUGAUUAUUGCUCAUCCAUUGCUCAGAAUUGUUUUUAAGUCACCACUUGAAGGUGUUCAAACAGCUCUCCACUUAAUUCACGAAGAAAAUGUGACUAAUGGAGCGUACUAUGCAGACUGCAAAGUUUCAAAACGACGCAACAAAUUUUUGGACGAUGAAAAGUUACUUGAAAAAUUGUGGGAAGAAUCUAUUACGGCAGUUAAAGACUUUUUAAAUUAA